AUGAGGCUUGAAUUUUACCCAGAAUUUAAGCUCUAUGUGCAUAUUGGUGAAUUUCGGAACAUCGAUCUCAGUCGACGAGGAUAUUAUCAGAUACGCUUCAAACUAAAAUCUACACUUCCAUCAACAAUUAAUGUUUACUAUGAACGGGCUUCUUGUCCCAACGUUGUUUAUCCUCCUUGUGUUGUUGAAGGUUAUUUACUUUUAAUAAAAUUUUUUUUAUAUUGUGCAAUCAGUAAAACAGUUGAAAUAAUUUUUGCUGACGAAAUUUUGACUAUCGAUGAUUGUUUUUAUUGUAUUAUAAAUGUUAGAAAACAUAUUGAAAGUUUCAAAAUAUUGCCUCUUCAAAUGAUAGUCGAAUUAUUCUUUCUCGAUCGUAUUUUCCCGCCAAAGUAUAUUUUUUGCUUGUUUUUCAGAUUCGAGUCAUUUUCUGCUAUUGCUCAACGAGUAUUAAAUAUUUCUUUAAGAGUGGAUCGUUCAUUUCAUGCUUAUCGCCCUUUAUUUUUUGGUUAUUCAUCUUUCAGUGUUGUUGCACUUAUUUUUCAUGCGUCCCUAAUUUCAAUUUCAAACGCUAAUAGGCGACAGUCGCCAUAUUUAAUAAAAAAUUCCAAAAUGUAUGAAAUUCAUCGUUGCAUUUGUGAAGUUACACUUUUAACUUAUCGUUCGAUGCAGAUUUUUAUGGAUAAAUAUAGCAAGCUUCUUUCUUCUCCUUUAACUAUCGAUAUUAUCGAUGUGGAAAAUAGAUCUCGUCAGUGUUUGUUGGCAUUACAGUCUAGUGAAAAUCCUUUAAUUAAACUUGAGGAGGAUCGAAAAUGUCUUUCGCAAUUUUUAUUUAAGCUUUUCUCGCAACUUAUUCAGGCUUUUUCUAGGUCUCGAGAAUUGGCAACAGCAUUAUAUGAUGAAUAUUGUCAUAUUCGCAUCAAACGAUUGGGAGAAGGCUUCUUCUUUUUGGAUGAUGGUGUGCAGUCACUUUUGGCUAAAGAUGACUCGUAUCAAAUCGUAUCGAAAAUAACCAAUUUAAUUAAAAAAGAACCUUACUUCUAUUCAUUACCAAGAACAGAUUUGCAUUGUGAGGGUAUCGAUAUUGAUUCGUCGAAUAUUACAAGCAUUAUUGAGUGGCGUUAUCUUCCCUCAAAUGUCUCUCAACAGAAAUCAGUUGAUCGUUCAGAUACUUCAUGGGCAGAAAAGCGAACAACUGUAAAGAGUAAUCGGCAAUAUGCAAAACUCAAUGGUUUUUGCUUUCCACUCAGUUCAACGUCUGAAGAGCCUUAUAAACUUUCUAAAUCUAUUAGCAGCCGAAGUUUUAAAUCUGUGGGCUUUUGA
This is a messenger RNA of Dracunculus medinensis (Guinea worm), 1320 nucleotides long. The record is from the annotation of a GenBank genome assembly. Lineage: Eukaryota; Metazoa; Nematoda; Chromadorea; Rhabditida; Dracunculidae.